UUCAAACGUCUUAUCAUCGCCGGAAAUUUAUUUUAUAGAAGUUACUGUUUACAGUGUUUUCCAACUAGUUUGUUAAAUUAAUUCAAUUACUAACAUCUUUGAUAUAUAGUCAUACAACAUUUAUUAUUAAUAAACAUUACACGUUAUUUCAAUAAUUGUUAUCAAAAUGUGGAAUGACCAAUCAGUUGCUGGUGGUGGAUUCUUUAAUUCACCAAAUCAAUUUGGAAAUGUCACAACACCAAACCAAGGCCAGAAACCGGGAAGAAGAGCUUCUCGAACUGCUCCAAUUGUAAUAAAACAAGCUUUACAUUCCGGAGAUGAUGGUAUUAAGAUUUGGGGAACAGAAAUACAAAUUGUGUCACUUGUCGCUAGAGUAAGAAAUAUAAGAGUCCAAAGUACUAAAAUAACAUACACUUUACAAGAUAUAACAGGUAGAAUGAGAGCAGUUCUUUGGUUAGAACAAGAUGCUAUGGAUGAAGAUGCUGAUAAGUCCACACCAAAAAUUGAAGUUAAUGAUUACAUACAAGUUUUCGGAAAUGUAAAAACUAAUAAAGGCAAAAAAGUUGUGAUGGCUUUUAAAAUAAUGCCAGUUACUGAUAUCAAUGCAAUUACAUUUCACUAUUUGCAAUGUAUCAAUAACAAAUUAAAAAUGGAAGCUGAUUCUAAGAAGACAAAAACAAAUGAGGAUUCAACAUUUACCAGUGGACUGCCAGCCAAUUCCAUGGUUGGUAUCAAUGAUAAUGCUUCAGUAAAUGGACUAAAUGCAAGGCAAAUGAUGGUCUAUAAUCUUAUUCGAGCUUCUACACUAGAACAAGGCAUAAGCAAGCAGGACAUUUAUGCUAGCUUGAAAGAUCGGAUGUCUAAUGUCGAAUUCGGAAAUAUCCUGGAAUGGAUGUGGGGUGAAGGACACAUAUAUUCAACAAUUGACGAAGAACAUUUUCGUGCUACUGAUGCCUGCUUCUAAAUGUAUCCAGUGAAACUAAUUUAAAAAAAAAAUAUUGUUUUAUUUUUGUAUCUCAAAUAAAAU
Nymphalis io (European peacock) is the source of this 1027-nucleotide messenger RNA. RefSeq names its product replication protein A 32 kDa subunit (gene RPA2). Gene Ontology annotation, cellular component: chromosome, telomeric region; DNA replication factor A complex; site of double-strand break. Gene Ontology annotation, molecular function: DNA binding. Bases 167 to 964 code for a protein of 265 amino acids. NCBI's taxonomy places the organism in Eukaryota, Metazoa, Arthropoda, Insecta, Lepidoptera, Nymphalidae. Gene Ontology annotation, biological process: nucleotide-excision repair; DNA replication; double-strand break repair via homologous recombination. The record is from RefSeq and is a predicted model, not a curated record. The transcript is spliced from 6 exons.